GCGGCGGGGGCGUGCCCGAGGCGGGCGGCCGCGGCGCGGGGUGCGCUCCUCGUGCUCGGCGUUGAGCCCCCCGCCGCCGCCGCAGCGCUCGUCCGGGCCCUGCCCGGCCCCCGGGCGCGCCCCGCAAGGCUCCUGCUGGUGUCCCUGGAGCAUGGGAGGCUGCUGAGCUGGAGGGACGCCGUCCGGCAGGAGGCAGGAGUGUGUGUCUCCACCCACGGCAGUGAGGGCGUCCAUGGCUGCAGCCAACAAGGGCAACAAGGCCCGAGUCCGGAGUAUCCGCUUCGCAGCAGGCCAUGAUGCGGAAGGCUCCCAGAGCCAUGUCCACUUUGAUGAGAAGCUGCAUGACUCAGUGGUCAUGGUCACCCAGGAGAGUGACAGCAGCUUCCUGGUCAAGGUUGGCUUCCUGAAGAUCCUGCACAGGUACGAGAUCACCUUUACCCUGCCCCCAGUGCACAGGCUAAGCAAGGAUGUUGGCGAGGCACCUAUGUCCAGCUUGCACCUCCGGCUGCUCAGCGUUCUGCCUGUCCCAGAAGGUUACAGUGUCAAGUGUGAAUACUCGGCACACAAGGAGGGCGUGCUCAAGGAGGAGAUGCUGCUGGCCUGCGAAGGAGGGGCCGGCAUCUACGUGCGAGUGACGGUACAGGCACGAGUCAUGGACCGGCACCACGGCACGCCCAUGCUGCUGGACGGUGUCAAAUGCGUGGGCGCUGAGCUUGAAUACGACUCAGAACACAGUGACUGGCAUGGCUUCGACUGACGCCCCGGCCCUGUCCUCUCGGGGCCUUCCGCCUUAACCCCACCUCGGCUCCCAACAUGCUGCGCAGUGGUGUGGCGUCCUUCCUCCUCCCCAGGAUGGGCAUGGGGGUGAGGGGGUGGAGCAUCCAGGGGCCUCCGAUGCCAGGCCUUGCCCACACUGCUCACCUCUGCCUUCUUCUGUGCCACCACCCUGCCUCUCCCAUGACCUCCUGUCCCACUUCCUCCAUGUGCCUCAGUCUCCUGCCAGAAGCAUUGGGUUGAGCCCCCAUGGGAGGCUAUCUGAGGAGGGAAGUGGGGGCCUGGGGUGGGUCCUACCCAUUCCCCAACCCAGCCAGGGUCUGGGUUAAAGACGGAGCUGGCUCUGUGACAUGGCCCCACCGCUGCUGCUGCUGCCACCACCUCGCUUCAGCCACCUUCGCUACUCUCUCCCCCGUGCUGCCCGGGUGAGGAGGAGGGAGGUGCAGACUCCAACCCCACCCCUCAGGUCUGUGCUAUUUGAUUUUUAAAUGACUGGUUGGGAUAGAACUGUAAAGAAAUAAAACUUCCAGUGGAUACCAGA
Molecule: messenger RNA, 1315 nt
Organism: Ochotona princeps (American pika)
Lineage: Eukaryota; Metazoa; Chordata; Mammalia; Lagomorpha; Ochotonidae
Gene: ADISSP
Product: adipose secreted signaling protein
Exons: 6
Coding region: 233-757 (174 amino acids)
Source: RefSeq, a predicted model, not a curated record